Molecule: messenger RNA, 2670 nt
Organism: Columba livia (rock pigeon)
Lineage: Eukaryota; Metazoa; Chordata; Aves; Columbiformes; Columbidae
Gene: KCNAB1
Product: potassium voltage-gated channel subfamily A regulatory beta subunit 1
Exons: 14
Coding region: 109-1341 (410 amino acids)
Biological process (GO): transmembrane transport; potassium ion transport; negative regulation of delayed rectifier potassium channel activity
Cellular component (GO): cytoplasm; extrinsic component of cytoplasmic side of plasma membrane; juxtaparanode region of axon
Molecular function (GO): potassium channel regulator activity; transmembrane transporter binding; voltage-gated potassium channel activity
Source: RefSeq, a predicted model, not a curated record
UAGUCUUGUGGUCAUCUUGGGCAACACAACCCAUCUGAAGCCAUCUGGUACCGGUGGGAGGGCGGCGGCACCGGGAGCUGCUGAGGACCCCCCGCCGCAGGGUGGACCAUGCACUUGUACAAACCGGCCUGCGCCGACAUCCCGCCCCCCAAGCCGAGCCUGCAGAAGCCGAGCCUGCAGAAGCCGAGCGAAGCGUCGCUGAGGGGCAAGAAGCCAAGCGGGGCUCCCAGGGCCUGUCCCCCCUCCUCAGGGAGGCCCAGCCCGGCCGCCGAGCUGAAGCAGCUGGAGAAGUUCCUGCACCUGCACGGGCUGUCGCUGCUGGAGACCGUCCCGGCCCGGACGGGGAUGAACUACAGAAACCUUGGGAAAUCCGGACUGAGAGUCUCGUGCCUUGGGCUGGGGACAUGGGUGACUUUUGGAGGUCAAAUCUCAGAUGAGGUGGCUGAGCAGCUGAUGACAAUCGCCUACGAGAGCGGCGUCAACCUCUUCGACACAGCCGAGGUGUACGCGGCCGGCAAGGCUGAGGUCAUCCUGGGAAACAUCCUCAAGAAGAAGGGCUGGAGGAGGUCCAGUCUGGUCAUAACAACGAAACUGUACUGGGGUGGCAAAGCUGAAACGGAACGGGGGCUUUCGAGAAAGCACAUCAUCGAAGGGCUCAAGGCAUCUCUGCAGCGGCUGCAGCUGGAGUACGUGGACGUGGUCUUCGCAAACCGGCCAGACAAUAAUACCCCCAUGGAAGAAAUUGUCCGAGCAAUGACACACGUAAUAAAUCAAGGCAUGGCCAUGUACUGGGGAACGUCGCGCUGGAGCGCUAUGGAGAUCAUGGAAGCUUACUCCGUAGCCAGGCAGUUCAACAUGAUACCGCCCGUCUGCGAGCAAGCUGAAUACCAUCUUUUCCAAAGAGAGAAAGUGGAGGUUCAGCUGCCGGAAUUGUAUCAUAAAAUAGGGGUGGGAGCGAUGACGUGGUCCCCGCUGGCCUGUGGGAUCAUCUCAGGGAAAUACGGCAACGGGGUCCCCGAAACCUCAAGGGCUGCACUCAAGUGCUACCAGUGGCUGAAGGAGAAGAUCAUCAGCGAGGAGGGGAGGAAGCAGCAGGGGAAGCUGAAGGACCUGUCACCCAUCGCCGAGCGCCUGGGUUGCACGCUGCCUCAGCUGGCCGUGGCUUGGUGCCUGAGGAACGAGGGGGUGAGCUCCGUCCUUCUGGGAUCUUCCAACCCCGAGCAGCUGAUUGAGAACCUGGGAGCCAUUCAGGUCCUUCCAAAGAUGACUUCCCAUGUUGUGAACGAGAUAGAUAAUAUCCUGGGAAACAAGCCCUACAGCAAGAAGGACUACAGGUCAUAACGUGCUGCAUGAGCUCCCCGGACCGACGGCCGAGCGCGCCCGGGUCCCGGCCAUGGAUUGCCCAGCGGCUCGCUGCUCCGUGCCCGUCACCGGCCCCGGGACGUGCGCUGUCGCUAACACUCUGCAGUGAAAUUGAAAAGCACAGUUGAUCUCUCUCUCUCUCUUCUAAGCAAGAAUAAUCUUGUAUUUUCUUACCUUCGACUGGAGUCAUUAAUUUUUACUUUACUCUUAGCACCUCAUGCUUGUGCUGUGAAAAACACUUGUAAAGCAAAAAAAGAGAAAAAUUUAUAACCUUCAGGUACUUGGUAAUUAAAGAAGGAUGUACAGAUCUAUUUUUUCAAUGAAGAAAAGCCAGAUACAACUUAAGGUUUUAAUAAAACCACAUAUGGGAAAUCUCAGCUACGAAGUUUCUUCAGGUUAACAGAUAGAAGGGGCAAGCUCAAAUCUUCUGUUUUCUUUUUUUAUGCUGAAAAUAUGCUUUAGAUUUUGUUUGUAGGUCAAUAAAGGAUUGAAGACAGAGAAUUAGUUAGAAAUUAGAUAGCUCAGCUCCUCGCUGUACAAUUAUUUCAGCUGUGUAGUGCUCCUAUUCCUGAGUACAAGCCAGACGAGCACCAUUAGAAAACCCAAACGCAUGUCAGGUUGAUUAAAACAACAGCUGUCUGCAAAAUACUAAUUCUACAUAAACCUUAAACCAAGGAAGCCAUGAUAAACACCGGGUUUUGCACCUAUAGAAACCUGCCUCUACUUCUGUGUGCUUGUACACAUGGCUAUCGCAAAUUUCAAUAUUAAUAAGCUUUUAAGGAUAUAGACACUUAUAUAUAAUACAUAGUUGCUGACAAAUACCAGAAAAAAAUCAGGUACGUACCUUGGUGGAAGGUUGAAUUUGCGUUAACUUGUUGUGGAAUCAGGCAUAAGUAAAUCUGUAGUAUUUUUAAGACAUAUUUUAAACAGGUAGGGGUUUUUUUUGGUGAGGAUUUCAUCUCUGUAUGGGAGUUGGUAGUCAGCAUCCAUAUAUUCAUUUGCCCAUCUCAAGAACCAUGUCAUGUUUGCCACGAGUUUGCAUUGUAAAGCGCACCCAUGAUUUCGGUAACGAUUUCUAACUUGUGUGGCAUCGCGUGCGUUGGGCACGGCCGUGUACAGUAUUUGUGGGACCCGUGUAUCCCCAGCACUGCGGGCUAUCUGCAGCCGCCACGGCAGCAGAUACCCAUAGCGAGCUGUCUUCUGUAUUUAACCCAACCAGCUCUGGUCUGUGUAAAUGAAUGUAUAUCCAGAAAUGCAGUCUGACCUUGACUUCUGCUUGGACACAAUAAAAGCAUUUUGUGCAUCUAA